AUGUCCGCUGACGUGCAGAGGAAUUUAGAUGCAGUUAGUACAUCAGGUGAAGGCGAUGCCGCCGGUGCAGCUGACGACAGUGCAAAGAAAGCGGAGAAUCCAUGGGCAUCUCCUCGUCAG
Molecule: messenger RNA, 120 nt
Organism: Cylicostephanus goldi
Lineage: Eukaryota; Metazoa; Nematoda; Chromadorea; Rhabditida; Strongylidae
Source: the annotation of a GenBank genome assembly